This is a messenger RNA of Drosophila santomea, 1908 nucleotides long. Its product is annotated as cuticle protein 16.5. The record is from RefSeq and is a predicted model, not a curated record. Gene Ontology annotation, biological process: positive regulation of transcription by RNA polymerase II. Bases 1247 to 1834 code for a protein of 195 amino acids. Gene Ontology annotation, molecular function: transcription coactivator activity. Gene Ontology annotation, cellular component: RNA polymerase II transcription regulator complex. The transcript has 3 exons. Lineage: Eukaryota; Metazoa; Arthropoda; Insecta; Diptera; Drosophilidae.
UUAUUUUAAAUAUUUUAUAUGAUCAGAAAAAUAUAUGUAAUUUAUUUCCUUAGGAACCGAUCACAUCUAUAUUUUAAGAGAAUUAAUGAUCUAAUCAUUACUCAUGCCACCUUUAAUCCAAGAUAAGGAUUGUCCGUUGUAAGCUCGAGCAUUCUCAACAAUUUGUAGCACUAUUAAUUUUAUGAUGACCCAAUGUCAUACCCCCACCCCACAUCAAGGCGGCCGUAAAAAAAUCCCACGAACUGCCAGAUGCUGAACCGGCAACUUCAGCCGACCAAGUCGAUGGAUCGAUGGAGAGCUGGAGCUGGAACUGUAGCUGGAGCUGGCGAACUGGGGCCUCCACUCGAUCCAAGCCCCCUCUCCACGCACGAGUGUCCUCGAGACGAGACGGCGUGGCUGCGGCUGCGGCUGAAAUCACCCAUCCAAUAUGGUCAAAUGUGGCACGCAGCGGCAUUCGUGGCACGAUAAAGAUAAUUAUGAAGCUCGCCUAAAUAUUUCGACCAGAGGGGAUUGCUUGGUGUUUGCUUAUUUGGCAAUCGUUCAUUAUGCAAUUUGAAGAGAAUUUCCCAGCCCCACGCCGAGAAUUGUUUCGAGAAUACUCAAACAUAGCAGCGAAAACAAUUAGACGGCAUUCUCCGUUGGAUAAUUAAGUUGUUAGUGGCAAGGCUGCGUGUUUUCGAGGGGCGUGUCACCUGCUGCUGUGCCCAAAUUGGCCAGCUAAUCAGCGAUUUCAAUUAGCGUGCGCUUUCCAAAUUCGAGCCACAAUUGCACCCCCAGUGGUAAGGCCGCCUUUCCUGCGACUCCUUAGCCGGCAAGUGGUCUGCCUUCGGAUCGCAGCUCCCAGCACCCAGCUUCCAACUCCCAGCUCCAGUUCAGGUUGCGUCAUCCGCGUUUUGGGGGCUCUCCGAUCCGAGUUGCGUCUACGAGAAUUGCAGUUUCACUGCAGCCGAGAUACUUCACAAAUUGGUGCUGCUUGGCCCGCUUUGUUGACUGCUGCUGUCUGCUGACUGUUUGUCCGUCCGAGGCUCAGAUCGAAAUCUAGUCAAGAUCUGUCCGCUCGGUCAGCUGUCCACCUGUCCUCCGGUCCGCAGUCCGCAGUCCGCAGCUCGCAGUCCGCUCGAGAGUGCAAGUGCGAGUGCGAGUGCGUGGUCUGCCAUCGAGGGGUAUAAAAGUAACGCAAUGCACACAGUCCACUUAUAGUUGCAAUUCUUCCUCCAAGCCAAGUGAUUCGUUAUCCAGCGCUAGCAUGAAACUUCUGAUCCUCACCUCUCUGCUGGCUGUGGCCACUGCUGCUCCUGGACUCCUCGACUACGGACACUCGGCUCCGGACUACAGCUACGCCCAUGCCGCUCCUGCCAUCACAUAUGCAGCUGCAGCACCAGUCAUUAAGUCCUACGCUGCUCCUGCCAUCACCUAUGCGGCUCCAGCUCCAUUGAUCAAGUCCUAUGCCGCUCCAGCCAUCAGCUACGCCCAUGCUGCUCCUGCCAUCAGCUACGCCGCUCCCACGGUGGUCAAGUCCUAUGCUGCUCCUGUGGCAGUCAAGGUGGCAGCUCCGGCCACCAGCUACUCGCACUUCAGCUCGGUUGUUUCCCACGCCACGCCCAUUGUGAAGUCGUACGCUGCGCCUGCCAUCACUUAUGCUGCUUCAGCUCCGGUGAUCAAGUCCUAUGCCGCCCCAGCAAUUAGCUACGCCCAUGCCGCUCCAGCCAUCAGCUACGCUGCUCCCACGGUGGUCAAGUCCUAUGCGGCUCCAGCCAUCAGCUAUGCAGCUCCUGCUCUGGUGAAGUCCUACGCUGCACCGGCCCUGUCCCUGGGUGGAUAUGGAUAUCACUAAGCUCCGAUACCAAAACACUCCAAAUCCAAAUCGAUCCCAGUUCGGAGUUGGAGCAUUGGAAGCAGUUAACUGCG